Messenger RNA from Python bivittatus (Burmese python), 2671 nucleotides. NCBI's taxonomy places the organism in Eukaryota, Metazoa, Chordata, Lepidosauria, Squamata, Pythonidae. The record is from RefSeq and is a predicted model, not a curated record.
CUCCCCCAACAGGCAAAACUUUCUAUUCACACACAGAUACACACACUGACGUCUUUUGCGCAUUUCCUGCAUUGGGGAGACAGACACACACCGAGCGAGCGAGCGAGCGAGCGAGCGGGCCAGCUGGGGUAGCGUUCCUCGCCCAGCAUCAGGCAAGCGUAGCCCGUGGCACAAGCCAGACCAGCGGCCUUGGGGAGGGAAGGGCGGGGACCUCGGUGCCGGCGUGAGUCUUUUUUAAUUGAUCUUUGAAAACAACAAAAAAGAACAACCCUCCUUCCCCGAGCAGGUCGAUCGGGAGCAGCUUCUCCUCAUGCAUUGGAUUCGAUCCACUGGAUCCUUGGCCUUGGAGGAGGAGGAGGAGGAGGCGGAGAAGGCGAGGAAGCUCCCGCAGCAGCCGAGGCGGAUGUAAGGUUCCUCGGACUGUGCGAUCCCCCUCCCCUUCAGUCGGAAGGCUGUGAAGUGGGCAGGGCUGCGUGUUGGGUUCGGUGUUCCUGGGUGUUUGGUUUUUUUUCCGACCCCCUUCCCCCUCCUCUCCUCUCCUCUCCCCUCCCUCCCCUCCCCUGUUAUUCCUGCCGCCGCCGCGCCGCCGCCGCACAGGCAAGUCAGCAGCAGAGCGCGAGCGCCGGAUUGCUUUCAGCGGAGGACUGCUCAAGGAUUAUGCUCUAAAGAGAGAAAGAAGACCGGGAGGGGGAGUCUUUCUUUAAGAAAAAUAAUAUAUACGCGCGCGUGUGUGUGUAUAUAUGUAUAUGUACAUCCCCGUAUCCCCGCUCCGAGGAUCUUUUGAAUGUGCUGCGAUUGCAUUUCGGAUUUCUGCAAGCAGGAGCGAGAUCCCCCUCCCCUUCCCUUCUGCCCCCCUCUUUGUUUUUCCGUUAAAAACACACACAGGCCAAUAUCUCUUAAAUAUAUGUGUGUGUGUUUGUAUGCAUGUGUAUAUACACAUGUGUGUAUAUAUGUACCUAUGCCUGUAUGCAUUCACUGGGUGUCGCAAGAGGAAAAACUAACCAAAGCCUCAGAAAGGAGCCCCCUACAUCUACCCACCCCCCACUUCACUCAAACCUGCCUUCUUAUUUAUUGAGAGAUCUCCUAGAAACCCGCCUGGCUCCGGAGCGUGCUUAAUCCCAAGGAAAAGUGAAGCCAUCUAACCAUGGUGGUUUUUAAUGGCAUGCUGAAAAUUAAAAUCUGCGAAGCGGUGAAUCUCAAACCCACCCCUUGGUCACUAAGGCAUGCGGUGGGUCCCAGGCCACAGACCUUUUUGCUGGACCCAUACAUUGCCCUCAAUGUGGACGAUUCCAGGAUCGGGCAGACCUCCACCAAGCAGAAAACCAACAGCCCUGCCUGGAACGAUGAAUUUGUCACUGAUGUUAGCAAUGGCAGGAAGAUUGAAAUGGCCGUUUUCCAUGAUGCCCCCAUUGGGUACGACGAUUUUGUGGCGAACUGUACUAUCCAGUUUGAGGACUUGCUGCAGAACGGGAGCCGGCACUUCGAGGAUUGGAUUGAUUUGGAGCCAGAAGGAAGAGUGUACGUCAUCAUAGAUCUUUCAGGCUCUUCAGGUGAAGGGGAAGGAACUUCAGAAGAUAGCAGAUCAGAUUCUGUACAUUGCAGUCCCACUCAAAGAAGAGGAACUUCAAUCAUCUCACCCAAAGACAAUGAAGAAAGAGUGUUUAGGGAACGGAUGCGCCCCAGGAAGCGCCAGGGGGCAGUGCGACGCAGGGUCCAUCAGGUUAAUGGGCACAAGUUUAUGGCCACCUAUCUUAGACAACCAACCUAUUGUUCACACUGCCGAGACUUUAUAUGGGGAGUAAUAGGAAAACAAGGGUACCAAUGUCAAGUUUGUACUUGCGUAGUCCACAAGCGAUGCCAUGAGCUUAUAAUAACAAAGUGCGCCGGCUUGAAGAAGCAGGAAGCCCAUGAUGAGGUGGGCUCCCAGCGUUUCAGUGUCAACAUGCCUCACAAGUUUAGCAUUCACAAUUACAAAGUGCCCACCUUCUGUGACCACUGUGGUUCAUUGCUUUGGGGUCUUCUGAGACAAGGUUUACAAUGCAAAGUUUGCAAGAUGAAUGUACAUAGACGCUGUGAAACAAACGUAGCACCCAACUGUGGAGUAGAUGCUAGAGGGAUAGCUAAAGUACUUGCGGAUCUUGGCGUUACUCCAGAUAAGAUCACUAAUAGUGGACAAAGGAGGAAGAAGCUUGUUCCAGGUGCAGAAUCUCAACCGCCAGUUCCUGGAUCCUCACCAGGAGAAGAUGAUAGAUCAAAGUCAGCACCAACUUCCCCAUGUGAUCAAGAAAUCAAAGAGCUUGAAAAUAACAUCAGGAAAGCAUUAUCAUUUGACAAUCGAGGAGAAGAACACAGGGGAACAGCAACAACCUCAACUGACAGCCAACUUAACACACCUGGGGAGAAUGGGGAAAACGGAGAGGUCAAAGCUCAGACAAAGCGAAUGGGCCUGGAGGAGUUUAACUUCAUUAAAGUAUUAGGAAAAGGCAGCUUUGGAAAGGUCAUGCUGGCAGAACUCAAAGGUAAAGAUGAAGUAUAUGCUGUGAAAGUCUUAAAGAAAGAUGUCAUUCUUCAAGAUGAUGAUGUGGACUGUACAAUGACAGAAAAACGGAUUCUGGCAUUAGCACGAAAGCAUCCUUAUUUAACACAGCUCUACUGCUGCUUCCAGACCAAG